UUAGCUCCAUUUUUCAGUGGCAUUAUUAGAGCACAAAUCAGCCUCCUUUUUCUUCCUAAGCCAAUUUUUUCUUAUCAUAACAUAGCAUAUAGCAUGGAACCUGUAGGAGUUUUCCCUGAUGGAGAAUGGGAUUUCUUUAGAAGAAUGUUUGCAGGUGAGGAGCAAGGUUACUCAAAUUUUGCUCUGCAAAAUGAUGAACUGAACAACAUUGGAACACAAUUUUGUUCUGCUCCUGAAACUGGUGAAAAUGAGCUCAUGUUUUAUUCUUUAGAUGCUCACAACUCAAACUAUUCACAGCACAUUUCUCAGGAAAAUAGUUACAGUAGCAAUUGCAGUGGUGACACUGUCUUCAACUAUUUUAGUUACCCUGACCAUAUGCUAGCAAACAAUUAUACUUGUGGUGCUGCAUCCAUGGAUUUUUGCAUGGAUGAGAAUUAUUUUGCAUCUUUUGUCCCAUCACUACUUGCUGACAUUGCAAUGGAAGAGAAUGUCAACAACUUGAGUGAGCAUGUGGGGAGUGAAAGAUUGGAGAAUUCUGCUGAUUACAGACAUCAAAUUCAGUUGCAGCUGAAAAGGAAGCUUGAUGUGCUAGAACCAGAGGUUCCUGCUAAUGAUAAAACAAACAACAGAGCUGAGAGUCAGAAGAAAAAACCUCGUCUUUCAAAAGAUGGCCAAGGUUGCAUGAAAAAUUCAAGGUCUAAGAAGAACCUGCAGAAACUUGCAAGCAAUGGAGAGGAGGCAGAAGAGACUACUACAGGAUCAAAUGGACAAAGCUCCUGUAGUAGCAUCACAGAGGAUGAUAAUGCUUCUAUGGAAAAUAGUGUAGGAGCUACUUCAAUUGGAAAGACGCGAGCCAGUAGGGGAUCAGCAACAGAUCCCCAGAGUCUCUAUGCAAGGAAAAGAAGAGAGAAAAUAAAUGAGCGACUGAGAAUCCUACAGAAUCUUGUCCCAAAUGGAACAAAGGUUGAUAUAAGUACAAUGCUUGAAGAGGCAGUGAAUUAUGUGAAAUUUUUGCAGGUUCAGAUCAAGCUUUUAAGCUCAGAUGAUAUGUGGAUGUAUGCUCCUCUUGCUUAUAAUGGACUUGACAUUGGGCUCAAUCUCAACCUGAACAGUUCUCCACCACUAUGAGUUUCAAGAAGCUAGCAGACUGCAACUACAAUCAAAGGAAAAACAAAGUCCUUGAAAAUAUAUAAAGAAAUUGAAUAAUAUGUAUAUGUAGUAGCUUUGUCUAAAAUGCACCACCAAAAAUAGAUGGUGUAUACAUGGACUAUUGCACCACGGCUUCUUUAGUUUCGCUUUGUAACUACGUGUAAUAGAGCUUAUAGCAUUUUGUAACCAUAAGUUCGAAACUCUAAUUUUAUAAAUUUGAUGUCA
Molecule: messenger RNA, 1374 nt
Organism: Lotus japonicus
Lineage: Eukaryota; Viridiplantae; Streptophyta; Magnoliopsida; Fabales; Fabaceae
Product: transcription factor bHLH84-like
Exons: 5
Coding region: 94-1128 (344 amino acids)
Biological process (GO): regulation of transcription by RNA polymerase II
Cellular component (GO): nucleus
Molecular function (GO): DNA-binding transcription factor activity, RNA polymerase II-specific; RNA polymerase II cis-regulatory region sequence-specific DNA binding; protein dimerization activity
Source: RefSeq, a predicted model, not a curated record